Moneuplotes crassus is the source of this 964-nucleotide messenger RNA. Lineage: Eukaryota; Ciliophora; Spirotrichea; Euplotida; Euplotidae. The record is from the annotation of a GenBank genome assembly.
UUUGAAAUAAAAUAAUUGGAUGAUAAUUCUCUUACUAUGGCUAUUCUUCUGAAUAGCUUUAGGCUGUGAAGAUGGCUUUUAUGAUAGCGGAGGGGGCUGACUUCCUUGUGAAAGCUCCUGUAAGACAUGUAGUCAGGAUGGAGAGUGUACAGAGUGUGAUGAUUAUAUGUUUAUGGAUGAUAUGACAGGGAUGUGUGACCAUUGACCUGAUGGAGAGUUCUAUGAUUUUUCUCGAACACAAUGAAACAAUUGAGAUAACUCAUGCAGCGGGUAUUGAGAGUACCAAGAAAGCUGAUUUACAUGUAGCCCAACAGAAGUUCUCAAUCUUGAGACCAUGACCUGAGUGCCUAGCUGUCCAGUUGGUACGAUCCAAAUCUCGGAUCCUGUACAAUAUAAACUUAGCUCGUUUUGAAGAAGUAUGGAUUAUUAUGUAGACCCCACAAGUGAAGAAAUAAUGGAGCUAGGCACGAAAGCUUAUCCAUACAGAACUAUAUCUCCUGUUUUUGCUGAAAUUUUAAAGCAACACUCUCAUAAAGAUAGGAAAGUUAGUAUUUUUAUCAAAGAAGGGGCAAAUGUCUUCAUUCAAGACUCAACUGCUUUCUUCAUAAAUGUUACACAAGUGUCUGUUUCGACUUACAAUCAAAAUUCUAUUUCUCAAGGCAUGGCUACCAUCACAACGACAGAUGCUAUAGUUGAAGGUUUGAGCAAGAAAGCAGCUUUCCAUUUAAUGAAGGAUCUUACCCUAGACAUUGGAUCUGUGGUUUCUGCAGGAAAUUUUUCAGAUGCUGAGGUGGGAUCCAUUGGAAGAGGAGGAGACACAUUUCAAUGAGUCAGAACUUCACUUGAAAUGUCAAAAAUAGUUGCAAGGAGAAUCGCAAAAACGACAACAAGCGGUGUGCUUAUAUAUCUCUUGUAUCUUCAACGAAAGGAAAUUAAGAUAAGUAAGUUGACUCGGAGUUAUUAA